AAUUCCCUGCGCGUCCUCCUAGACACCAAGAUGGCCGUUUCGACAAAAUCAACAGCCGGUCGAAAAUAAUAUUUGUUGCUAAACAAUCGGGCCGUUCCUGUGAAAAACUGUCGAAAAAAAUGUGUGAAAGACUUUUACGGCAUAUUUAAUACAAAAUUCGACUCCUCUGCUUAUCGGCAACGUUUGAAAGGAUCGUAAGCGUUUCUCGGUUUUUCGUUUGGUUUUGCGUUCGCGAGUUUGACUUUUCUGAGACUCAAAGAAACAGAAAAAUUGUUUGAGCUUCCAGAAUGAGUUCCAACAACGCCACGGCCCUUUUUGCCUGCUCCAGGUGCUUUUCGAGACAUCCUUUCGAGGAAUUAUCCCCGGGACAACAACUUUGCAAGGAAUGUCGCGGAACUUUUCCUGUGGUGAAAUGUACCUAUUGUAGAUCCGAAUUCCAACAGACUGUAAAGGGAAAUACGAGCACAAUUUGUAAAAAAUGCGAGCAAAAUGUGAAAGCUUAUGGAAAGCCAUCGGCUUGCGAAUAUUGUAAUACGAUUGCGGCUUUUAUCGGCAGCAAAUGUCAGCGUUGCACAAAUUCAGAAAAGCGUUAUGGCCCACCUGUCACUUGCGAGCAGUGCAAGCAGAAAUGUGCCUUCGACAGACAGGACGAAGAUAAAAAGGUCGAUGGAAAACUGCUCUGCUGGCUCUGCACUCUUUCCUAUAAGCGCGCACUCGCAAAAACAAAGCAGACAGAAUCAGAAAGACGAGCUCACUUGAAAUUGGCUCAACAACGAGCUGCAAAGCACAAAGAACAAAAUGAUAGUGAUGAUGAUUGCAGAUUGAAGGGGCACAACAAGAGGCCGCAGAGAGUGGACGUGACGAAGCUGCCGCCGCAGUCGGAGCCGGAGUCGAAUGGACCCUCGCCGGUCAAGAUUGCGAGAAUGGUCGGCGUCCACGAUCCCCACGAUCCCAACAGUUCCGACCACGUCGUCGCCGUCACCCAGCUCAAGGAGAAAAUCGCCAAUCUCCAAAAGCAGAUUAGCAUACGAGACGGCCAACUCCUUACCAAGGACAAACAGAUAACCGAGCUGAAGGCGAAGAAUUUCACCGCCGAGGCGGAAUUGCGCAACAGAUUCAAGUCGUCGGAAAAGGAGUACGACGCGAAAAUUAGCUCGAUGCAAAUGAAAAUUUCGGGUCUGCUCAAGGAAGUGGCGACUCUCUCGAAAAGUACGAAACGUGACAGAAUUGCCGCGACGAAGAACGAGGCGAAGAGCGAGAAUAGCGGAAGUGGCACCGACAGUCCCGUGCCCUGAUCAAUAAAUAGGUACCACCCUAUCCUAUCUAUCUCUAUCUACAAUUUUUCCGAUUUCUUCGAGUCGAUGUGGACAUUUUUACCCCCCCCCCCCCCCCCCC
Molecule: messenger RNA, 1395 nt
Organism: Belonocnema kinseyi
Lineage: Eukaryota; Metazoa; Arthropoda; Insecta; Hymenoptera; Cynipidae
Product: protein FAM76A
Exons: 6
Coding region: 288-1295 (335 amino acids)
Source: RefSeq, a predicted model, not a curated record